Messenger RNA from Lithohypha guttulata, 1530 nucleotides. RefSeq lists its product as uncharacterized. Gene Ontology annotation, cellular component: endoplasmic reticulum membrane. The record is from RefSeq and is a predicted model, not a curated record. The transcript is spliced from 2 exons. Gene Ontology annotation, biological process: triglyceride biosynthetic process. The coding region runs from base 1 to 1530 and encodes 509 amino acids. Gene Ontology annotation, molecular function: diacylglycerol O-acyltransferase activity. NCBI's taxonomy places the organism in Eukaryota, Fungi, Ascomycota, Eurotiomycetes, Chaetothyriales, Trichomeriaceae.
AUGACUUCUUUCUACCUCGCUACCACACAGGCGAGGAAUGUCGACGAAGCAGGAACGACGAGCUUGCCAAAGCAGGACACAAAUGUUCAAGUCAAUGGCACAAUGGACUCGCAGAAAAAGGCUUCCAAGUUUCGCAGCAAGUACAAGCAUGUCGAGGCUCUGCAUAGAGCUGUUCGUCCCUCAGUGCUCAGUCACGACUCGCAGGAGGUUCCCAGUUUCCUUGGAUUCAGAAAUCUUAUGGUCUUGACCAUUAUUGUCAUGAACCUUCGCCUGGUCAUCGAGAAUGCUCGCAAGUAUGGACUGCUGAUCUCCGUGAAGUCGAAUAUCAAGAACGUGGACCUACGAAUUGGACUGUUCUUGUACGCUGUAACACCAUGUCAUCUACUUGCCGCGUAUAUGAUCGAAAGAGUGGCCAUGGACCACGCAAAGAGAGCGAUGGGUCUGCGUAAAAAGAGUGAUGCUGGAUUUAACGCUCCAGAAACCGAGCAAGAGAGACGAGCUUUUCGAAGCACAUGGCGCUGGAUUGCCUUUGGUCAUGCUUUGAACGCGACACUGGCACUGGCCAUCACUACACUCGUCGUCUUCUAUGCCAUUGAGAAUCCGGGUAUAGGCACAAUAUCAGAAAUGCACGCAAUCGUGGUGUGGCUCAAAACUUGCUCCUACGCCUUCACAAAUCGCGACCUUCGUCACGCUAUGUUGCAUCCAUCACCCUCAUCAGUUGCUCUACCUGAUAUAUACCGGUCAUGUUCAUAUCCGAACAACAUCACCUUGCGAAACUUGACCUAUUUCUGGUGGGCCCCGACUCUUGUCUACCAACCAGCCUAUCCUCGAACCGACAGGAUUCGCUGGCUUUACGUCGGAAAACGUCUAGGCGAAGCCGUUGCACUGUCUGUGUUCAUGUGGAUUACAUGCGCUCAGUAUGCGGUUCCUGUCCUCCACAACAGCCUCGACAAGAUGGUCGUCCUAGAUUACCCCUCUAUUCUUGAGCGGCUGAUGAAAUUGUCAACCAUAUCUCUGAUAAUCUGGCUAGCCGGAUUCUUCGCUCUCUUUCAAUCCUUCCUCAACAUGCUGGCUGAACUCCUACGAUUCGGUGACCGUAAAUUCUACGGCGAUUGGUGGAACAGUACCUGCUUGCGUAAUUAUUGGUCUACCUGGAACAAACCCGUCUACCACUUCAUGCGACGACACGUCUAUUCGCCUCUUGUAGGCCGUGGCUGGUCACACUCUAGUGCCUCAACAGCAGUCUUUGUCUUUUCAGGCUUUCUGCACGAACUGGCAGUAGGUGUACCUACACACUCGUUGCUAGGCGUGGCGUUUUUAGGCAUGGUCCUACAGUUACCAUUGAUACAGAUGACGGAGCCGUUAGGCAGGAGCAAAACUGUUGCUGGCAAAGUCCUUGGAAACUGUAUAUUUUGGAUUAAUUUUGUGUUCGUCGGGCAGCCUCUUGCAGCUAUGAUCUACUUCUUCAGUUGGCAGGCCAAGUAUGGUUCAUUAGCGUCGAGGUACCGCAAUGUAGCAGCUACAGGAUGA